AUGUCCGUCGGGCUUGGCAGCUGGGGCCCCGACUCGCGACCCGUCACCUGCGACUGCGGCCGGCCGAAGGGCGAUGCGCGUCUGGCGGCGCGUGACCUUGGCUGCACGAAGCAACCAGCGGACGAGGCGCUGACACGGAUCACCGCAUCGACUACCGCCAACAGCUUCAGCAUCUGCCUCUGGUGCCCCGCUACGUCCUCAUCGCACCAGCGCCUCGUCCGCUGGUUGCUUCGUGCAGCCAAGGUCACGCGCCGCCAGACGCGCAUCGCCCUUCGGCCGGCCGCAGUCGCAGGUGACGGGUCGCGAGUCGGGGCCCCAGCCGCCAAGCCCGACGGACAUGAUCGAGAGACCUUUCUCGAACUCAAUGGACAAGCCAGCGACUCCGACAUGCGAGCGGGCAGCGACCCACGCACGCAUCAACCCGCAGACACGCAGAAAGACGAGCAAGGCAUUCCGGAGCAAGAAAGACAAAACUUCAGCAUCUGCCUCUGGUGCCCCGCUACGUCCUCAUCGCACCAGCGCCUCGUCCGCUGGUUGCUUCGUGCAGCCAAGGUCACGCGCCGCCAGACGCGCAUCGCCCUUCGGCCGGCCGCAGUCGCAGGUGACGGGUCGCGAGUCGGGGCCCCAGCCGCCAAGCCCGACGGACAUGAUCGAGAGACCUUUCUCGAACUCAAUGGACAAGCCAGCGACUCCGACAUGCGAGCGGGCAGCGACCCACGCACGCAUCAACCCGCAGACACGCAGAAAGACGAGCAAGGCAUUCCGGAGCAAGAAAGACAAAAACACGGAUCACCGCAUCGACUACCGCCAACAGCUUCAGCAUCUGCCUCUGGUGCCCCCGCUACGUCCUCAUCGCACCAGCGCCUCGUCCGCUGGUUGCUUCGUGCAGCCAAGGUCACGCGCCGCCAGACGCGCAUCGCCCUUCGGCCGGCCGCAGUCGCAGGUGACGGGUCGCGAGUCGGGGCCCCAGCCGCCAAGCCCGACGGUCAUGAUCGAGAGACCUUUCUCGAACUCAAUGGACAAGCCAGCGACUCCGACAUGCGAGCGGGCAGCGACCCACGCACGCAUCAACCCGCAGACACGCAGAAAGACGAGCAAGGCAUUCCGGAGCAAGAAAGACAAAAACACGGAUCACCGCAUCGACUACCGCCAACAGCUUCAGCAUCUGCCUCUGGUGCCCCCGCUACGUCCUCAUCGCACCAGCACCUCGUCCGCUGGUUGCUUCGUGCAGCCAAGGUCACGCGCCGCCAGACGCGCAUCGCCCUUCGGCCGGCCGCAGUCGCAGGUGACGGGUCGCGAGUCGGGGCCCCAGCCGCCAAGCCCGACGGUCAUGAUCGAGAGACCUUUCUCGAACUCAAUGGACAAGCCAGCGACUCCGACAUGCGAGCGGGCAUAAGAACACGGAUCACCGCAUCGACUACCGCCAACAGCUUCAGCAUCUGCCUCUGGUGCCCCGCUACGUCCUCAUCGCACCAGCGCCUCGUCCGCUGGUUGCUUCGUGCAGCCAAGGUCACGCGCCGCCAGACGCGCAUCGCCCUUCGGCCGGCCGCAGUCGCAGGUGACGGGUCGCGAGUCGGGGCCCCAGCUGCCAAGCCCGACGGACAUGAUCGAGAGACCUUUCUCGAACUCAAUGGACAAGCCAGCGACUCCGACAUGCGAGCGGGCAGCGACCCACGCACGCAUCAACCCGCAGACACGCAGAAAGACGAGCAAGGCAUUCCGGAGCAAGAAAGACAAAACUUCAGCAUCUGCCUCUGGUGCCCCGCUACGUCCUCAUCGCACCAGCGCCUCGUCCGCUGGUUGCUUCGUGCAGCCAAGGUCACGCGCCGCCAGACGCGCAUCGCCCUUCGGCCGGCCGCAGUCGCAGGUGACGGGUCGCGAGUCGGGGCCCCAGCUGCCAAGCCCGACGGACAUGAUCGAGAGACCUUUCUCGAACUCAAUGGACAAGCCAGCGACUCCGACAUGCGAGCGGGCAGCGACCCACGCACGCAUCAACCCGCAGACACGCAGAAAGACGAGCAAGGCAUUCCGGAGCAAGAAAGACAAAAACACGGAUCACCGCAUCGACUACCGCCAACAGCUUCAGCAUCUGCCUCUGGUGCCCCCGCUACGUCCUCAUCGCACCAGCGCCUCGUCCGCUGGUUGCUUCGUGCAGCCAAGGUCACGCGCCGCCAGACGCGCAUCGCCCUUCGGCCGGCCGCAGUCGCAGGUGACGGGUCGCGAGUCGGGGCCCCAGCCGCCAAGCCCGACGGACAUGAUCGAGAGACCUUUCUCGAACUCAAUGGACAAGCCAGCGACUCCGACAUGCGAGCGGGCAGCGACCCACGCACGCAUCAACCCGCAGACACGCAGAAAGACGAGCAAGGCAUUCCGGAGCAAGAAAGACAAAAACACGGAUCACCGCAUCGACUACCGCCAACAGCUUCAGCAUCUGCCUCUGGUGCCCCCGCUACGUCCUCAUCGCACCAGCGCCUCGUCCGCUGGUUGCUUCGUGCAGCCAAGGUCACGCGCCGCCAGACGCGCAUCGCCCUUCGGCCGGCCGCAGUCGCAGGUGACGGGUCGCGAGUCGGGGCCCCAGCCGCCAAGCCCGACGGACAUGAUCGAGAGACCUUCUCGAACUCGAGCCCCACGGUGGGCGACUACUUUUUCGCUGGCUUGUCCAUUGAGUUCGAGAAAGGUCUCUCGAUCAUGUCCGUCGGGCUUGGCGGCUGGGGCCCCGACUCGCGACCCGUCACCUGCGACUGCGGCCGGCCGAAGGGCGAUGCGCGUCUGGCGGCGCGUGACCUUGGCUGCACGAAGCAACCAGCGGACGAGGCGCUGGUGCGAUGA
Molecule: messenger RNA, 2829 nt
Organism: Phytophthora sojae
Lineage: Eukaryota; Oomycota; Peronosporomycetes; Peronosporales; Peronosporaceae
Exons: 10
Coding region: 1-2829 (942 amino acids)
Source: RefSeq, a predicted model, not a curated record